This is a messenger RNA of Oxyura jamaicensis (ruddy duck), 1244 nucleotides long. RefSeq lists its product as uncharacterized. The transcript is spliced from 3 exons. NCBI's taxonomy places the organism in Eukaryota, Metazoa, Chordata, Aves, Anseriformes, Anatidae. The record is from RefSeq and is a predicted model, not a curated record. The coding region runs from base 80 to 694 and encodes 204 amino acids.
UGGUUUCAAGCACCCAGGGCCAGCCCCGUCCCGGGUCCCGGAGGGCAGGAGGGGAGGCGAGGGCCUCACCUGCUCUGGGAUGCUGCCUUUCUUGCGGUGCUGGUGGAGAGGGAGGGCGCACGGCGGCCCCCGGAGCGGCUGGGGCCUGCGCGGGGGAUCUGUUGGAAAGUGGUUCUGGUUUAAUGGCCCCUUGGCACGGCCCGGAGACUCCUCUCUGUAUGUAAUACUUUCCUUCAUUACUUACACUUGUGACCAGCGGCUCCCCCUUCCUCAGCGAAGUUUCUCCCGCUUCCCCUUCGACGCGGAGCCGGGACGGGCCGCACACACCGGCGGGAUCCCGGUGCCCGGUGCCCGCCGCGUGUGCCCGCUGCGGGCUGCUCCCAGCAGGAGAGAAAAACAGCCGCGGAGGUCCGGAUUCGACCCAAGAAGAGAGAAGAGGCGAAGACUGAAGGGGCUUGGAGCCGCGCAGCCCGGGGCAGGCAACCGACAGCAAAACCCGGAGCGGCACCGCGGGCACUGCGCGGCCGCCCAGGAGCGGGGGCUCACCGGGGCCGCCCCCCGGGAGCCACGGCGGGGACCCGGCGGACGAGAGGCCGCGGAGAGCCAAGAAAGUAGGGCUGGAGUGGGCCGUAGUCAGGAUUUAUUAUUAUUAUUUAAUGCAGGGUCUCGCCAAUUUCAGAAAUUAUAUCGCUGAAGUGAAUUUAGACGGAAAGUUUUUUUUUUUUUUUUUUUUUUUUAAUUCAAAAUAAUUAAACUUGCCCUUUCUCUAAACCACAAGAGACCUGUUGAAUUGAUUCUAAGUUUCCCUCUCGUUGAUGGAGCAAAACGGCAUGCAGAAGUCUGCGGGGCCCCAUAUUUAGAUGAUAAAUUAUACAAUUUAUGUUGGAAGCAAAAGGAUAAAUAGAGAUUUCGGUUGUUGCAUUAAUUCGUUGUCUGAAGCUGGUAAGGCCUUAUCCACGCUUAAUCCGAAGGUAUUUCUCUCCCCUUCGAGCAACAGAAAAGCAGCUGUGUAUAUCGAAAUGCGCGUGUACGUUCAGGAGUGCGUGCCCGAGACCCGGUGCGGCUACCGGGACCCGCUCCCGCACGUCCGCAGCGCUGCGGCAGCCACUGCGGCAAGUGUGCGCAGCAUGGAAAGUGCCUUCAGUGCCUGGGGACACGGGCUCCCCACCGCGGUCUGCUCCCCUGUGUUCGGGAGAGGAGGGCACAUGCACACCUGUACGCCCAGAAUACAUUAAACCCAUUAA